Molecule: messenger RNA, 2283 nt
Organism: Nicotiana attenuata
Lineage: Eukaryota; Viridiplantae; Streptophyta; Magnoliopsida; Solanales; Solanaceae
Product: protein NRT1/ PTR FAMILY 6.2-like
Exons: 5
Coding region: 342-2072 (576 amino acids)
Biological process (GO): transmembrane transport; oligopeptide transport
Cellular component (GO): membrane
Molecular function (GO): transmembrane transporter activity
Source: RefSeq, a predicted model, not a curated record
CCCUUUCUUUCCCACCAAUAUCACCAAAUCAACAUCAACUUUAAAAUUCACAUUACCAUUUUCACCUUAAAAUAUCAACCUUGAGAACCUUACAUCUUAAAAUGGGAUAGGCCUAAUCCCAACGAAGCAACAGUACUUAAUAUUGUAGUGGGGGUCAUUUCAGAGUGAGAAGUCUUUGCCUAUAAAAUGACAGGACUUCUAAGCAAACUAAGUGUGACUGCUAAGAAGAGCUAGCAGAGUAAUUAAGGAGUUCAAUAACAACAUAUAGUUUCCUAAUUAGGCUUUUCUUUUCAGUUUUAUGAGCUCUUUUCAAUACGGUUGAGACAGUUGGAAAAGAAAUAAUGGAGGGAAAGAUGAGCUUGACAGUUGCAGACGCUGUAAACUACAAGGGUCUCCCUGCUGAUAGAUCUAAAACUGGUGGUUGGGUUCCUGCUGCUCUUGUCCUGGGGAUUGAAAUCAAUGAAAGGCUUUCAACAAUGGGAAUAGCAGUAAAUUUAGUGACAUACUUGGGUGGAGUGAUGCAUCUACCAAGUGCAGCAUCAGCAAAUAUUGUGACAGAUUUUAUGGGCACAGCGUUUCUUCUCUGCCUCCUUGGAGGUUUUCUUGCUGAUUCUUUCCUUGGCAGAUACAAAACCAUUGCAAUCUUUGCAAUCAUACAAUCACUGGGAACUGGCAUGUUAACACUGGCAACGGGCCUGCCACAGCUGAGGCCGCAUCCUUGCCAUCCUCAUGAGAAGUGCAAACCAGCAACUGGCUUCCAGAUGGGAAUUCUAUACUUAGCUUUAUAUCUAAUAGCAUUAGGUACUGGUGGCUUAAAAUCUAGUGUAUCUGGAUUUGGAACAGAUCAAUUUGAUGAUAAGGACGAGAAGGAAAAGUCGCAAAUGGCCUAUUUCUUUAACAGAUUCUUCUUAUUCAUCAGCAUGGGAACUUUGGCUGCAGUUACAGUGCUAGUUUACGUUCAAGAUGAAGUAGGAAGAAGCUGGGCUUAUGGUAUUUGCUGCAUUUCCAUGUUAAUUGCAAUCGUAAUCUUUUUUUCUGGGACUAGAAUGUACCGCUACAAGAAAAGCUCAGGAAGUCCUAUAGUCCAAAUAUUUCAAGUCAUAGUAGCAGCUUCAAGGAAAAGGAAUAUGGAUGUUCCCUAUGAUGUAAGCAUGCUUUACGAGACCAAUCCAGUGUCUUCAAGAAUCCAACAUAGUGAACAAUUCCGCUUUCUGGACAAGGCUGCAAUUGUAGCACAAGGAGAUUUUGAUACAUCUGCUCCAAAUCCAUGGAAGCUGUGCACAGUGACCAGGGUGGAGGAAGUAAAAAUGAUGGCUAGGCUACUUCCAAUUUGGGCCACAACUAUCCUUUUCUGGACAACUUAUGCACAAAUGAUUACAUUUUCAGUCGAACAAGCUGCCACCAUGGAUAGAUCAGUUGGCAAAUUCCAAAUUCCAGCAGGCUCUCUUACUGUCUUCUUUGUGUCUGCCAUCUUAAUCUCUUUGGCUAUUUAUGACCGAUUUAUCAUGCCACUCUGGCAGAAAUUGAAGGGAAAACCAGGUUUUACCAGCCUACAAAAAAUAGCCAUAGGGCUUGUGCUUUCUACUAUGGGAAUGGCAAUAGCUGCUAUAGUUGAUUUAAAAAGGUUGUCAGUGGCAAAAUCUGUGGGGCGAAACAUGUCAACUUUACCUAUUAGUGUAUUCUAUUUGAUCCCACAAUUCUUUUUGGUUGGAGCUGGGGAAGGAUUCAUAUACACCGGCCAACUCGACUUUUUCAUAACACAGUCACCAAAAGGGAUGAAAACAAUGAGCACUGGCCUUUUCUUGACAACCCUUUCUCUUGGUUUCUUUUUUAGUAGUUUCUUAGUCUCUAUUAUCAAGAAGGUGACAGGAAGCAAUGGUGGUGAUGGCUGGCUUGCAGACAACAUUAAUUACGCAAGGCUUGAUUGUUUCUAUGGCCUUCUUGCUAUAUUAGGAGUCAUAAACUUUGCACUUUACCUAAUUGCUACGACAUGGUUCAAGCCAAGGAAGUCUAAAUCUGCCGUACAGAUGGAGACUGUGAAAAAUGGAAAUGCUGCCGAUGACAAGUGCUAGAAUUUUGUCUCCGCCAAUGAUGGUUAAGUUGUGCUCUCUUAUUUUUACUAUUCUAGUUAUUCGUACAGUCAGAGCAAGUGUUGCCUAUGUUUAAUUGCAUGUGCUAUCUGUCUGUUGUCUUUGGUAUUUGAUAGAUUGGUUUGACUUUUGCAGUCCAUUAAUGUCACUUCUCUUUUGAUAAGACGUCUAUUUGACGUCUGGUCACGCCUAA